AUGACAUUUUUUGAUCCGACCCGCGGAACGGAACGGAACUGCCGUAGAGGUCUUGAUAUGGCCGUAGUGGUCUGUAAGACGCCAGAGGAUGAAGAUGAUGUCUUGGAGGCGCUUCAGACGCAGCAGGGCGUGGAAGCGGCGGUACCGGAUACCUGGGUUCAGCUGGAUGACUUGCCCAAGCCGCCGCGCGGCCCGACACCACAGAGCACGGAGAUGUGUGACGCCAACCCACGCUGCAAGGCCUGGGGGCUUCAAGAUGCCUGUUGUCCAACCAGAGACGGUUUGUGGAUGGAGUGUUGUGAUGACCGACCACCGCCCAUCGACAAAGAACGACACGGCUUCAGCACCAUUUCUCUCCUCAGCUGGCACGGUGGAUAUCUUGCGGCCAUGCGCUGGGGGGCCGUAGGCUUUUACCCCAGCAUGGAGCAUCAGGACACACGUUUCUUUGUAGUGCCCCACGUUGAUGGCUACGUGUCCCUGAAGAAUCAGCACGGAGCCUACCUGGUGACCACGCCCAGUGGACGCAUCGCGUGCUGGCAUCGAGGACAUGGUGUGGCGGAUGACUUUGAGAAGUUCAAAUUCAUCUACAACAAGGAUGGCAGCGUGUCGCUUCGUAGCAAGUCCUCGGACAAGUACCUGGCCGCGGAGCACCCGAAAUGGGGCGUGGCCACGGCGGACCGCGAGGAGAUCGACGACUGGGAGAAGUUCAACGUCACCACGGUGCACGGCUGGGACACGGUGAUCCCAAACGAUGAAUCUUUUGAAAAACUCUGGGGCAUGAACCACUUCGGUGGUCGAGACAUCGACGCGGUUGAAGCGUGGCGAUUUUUCCCCGCACCGCCCAGCAACAACGUGGUGGUGGCAGUGAUCGACACAGGCAUUGACUACACGCAUCAAGAUCUCAAAGAGAGGAUGUGGACCAAUCCAAACGAAAUCCCGGACAAUGGAAUCGAUGACGAUGGCAACUUGGACCACAGAGACCAUGGCAUUGGCGGAUUGGAGACCAAGAUUAAGGGCAACGGCAUCAUCGACGACGUCUACGGCGCGGACUUUGCCAACGACGACGGGGAUCCGUUUGACGACCAGAUGCACGGCACGCACUGCGCUGGGACCAUAGCAGGCCAUGGCAACAAUGCCGAGGGCGUGGCCGGAGUGGCCUGGGCCGGCGUGCGGCUGAUGGCGCUGAAAUUCCUGAGCGCUUCAGGGGGCGGCCGCACGUCGGAUGCCAUCAAGUGCCUGAACUACGCUGUGGCCAUGGGUGCCAAGAUCACCAGCAACUCCUGGGGCGGGGGCGGAUCCUCCUCGGCCAUGCGGGUGGCCAUUGAACGCGCCCAGCGCGCUGGUGUGAUGUUCAUCGCGGCAGCGGGCAACGAGGGCUCCGACAACGAUGCCAUCCCGCACUAUCCCUCCAACUAUGCGCCGUCGAACAUCAUUUCCGUGGCAUCGACCACAAAGACGGGCUCCUUGUCCUCCUUCUCGUGCUAUGGCAAGGAAUCGGUGGACGUCGCAGCACCCGGAAGCGGCAUCUACUCCACAGUUCCGGGGGGCAAAUACGCCUCCCUCAGUGGCACCUCAAUGGCCACGCCACACGUCUCGGGUCUGGCGGCGCUGAUUUGGCUCUUCCGACCGCAGCUGACCAUGCCACAGAUCAUCGAAAUCAUCUUGGACUCAGCAACACGAGAAGAUGCGCUUCAAAACAGCAGCGCCACGGGCGGGCGCAUCAACGCCCGAAGUGCCUUGAUCUUGGCGUCAACCUAUGAGGGUUCGCGACCUCCAGUGCACAAGCCACAGGCCUUGACGUUUGAAGAUAGCGACCCGGGGGUUGGGAUCAUGGGGGGGGAUGCGGUGAUCACCUGUGCAGCCGAUGAGAGUGACAUCAGCUUCUACAGUAUCCAUCUCAUCUCUGGAGCGGGAUUCUUGUUGGACACCAUCGCCACGGUGGACGCCACGGGCGCCGCCACGCUGACGGUGCCCUUGGCGAAUCUGACGCUGACGAAGUACGCCCAGGGCCUGGCGGUGGUGGCGGGCAACGCCACGGGCAGCGCGGGGCCCGACUCGGCGGCCACGGCGAAAAUCAAGGACUACUGUGUUCCGCUCUAUGGCCCCAGCGAUGUCCAGUGGAUGGGCGACGCCGACGGGCGCCUGGGCUGGGUGGGGGGCAAGAUCCAGUUCCAACGUGCAGAAUCGGAGAAGUCCCUGACGCAUUACAACGUCUAUUGGCACAGCGCCGCAGGUCAAGGUACCACCAAGUCUCACUUGCCAAAAAAAGGACCACUUUUGAACAGUUUGCCGCAAGGCGACCUCAUGGGGAAGGUGCCCGCCAACGGCUUCAGUCGCCCUCAAUGCGAGGUGGAUUGCCACUUGUUGGACAUCAGCGUGAGCGGCACGACCUACACCUUCCACCGUGGUGCCUACGACAACGAGGAGUUGGCCAAAAUCCACUUCAGUGGGCCGGCCUUGAUGACCACCACCAGCUUCAGGACCGAGAAGUACUACGACUUUCUGGAGGUCGGGGAUCGGCAGCUCUCUGGCACGAAACUGGCCUUGCCGAUGAACAUCAAGCUGCCCAGUGCGGGCACCCAAUGGAUGGUGAAAUGUGAUUGGACUAGGAAGAAGGCUGGACGUUUCAUCUCACCCAGACGGGCACCACUGUCCUUUGACCAAAGUGACCUUUUAGGUGACCCAGCGGACUUCGAGGUGCCAUCGAUGCAGCCGCCCUCGAUGGAACUCCAGGUCGUUGCCGCCUUCGAGGAGACGGAGGGCGCCGCAGCGGCCUAUGGAACUCUGAAGGACUUUGAUGCCUCGGUCAUGGCACCAUCACCAGCCUUGGUGGCACGCAACUUAAGUUUCCUCGAUGAGAAUGUGCAGGAGAAGCUGAUCAAGGGCCGCAUUGAGUUCUUCCCUCCCUCCAUGGGAGCUGAUGCGGUCACCUUCUACCACGUCUAUUUCGCCGACGUGGAUGGCAUUGCGCAGUGGACUGAGUACUCGUGGACCCUGGAGGCCCCAAAAACGGCCAAAGAGAUGCUGCAGAUUGACCUGGACCUGGAACUUCCCAGCGCCGCAGUGAGCAUCGUGGCGGUCAGCGGCAACGCGCACGGCGAAGGCGCCAAGACCUGGAUUCCACUGCGGGACAUUGUUCGCAGUGCGCCAGCGAACGCCAGCUUCUCGGGCGAUUCCGAUCCAGUAGCAGAUCAAGUACGCGGGGAUUUGACCAUCGUUCCCGCCCCCGUGCCGACGGGCAUCACCAGCUAUGCCGUGUAUUUGGGGAACGGAACGAAGAAGGACGGCCUGGAGUCGUACCAGCGGAGUUUGAUCAUUGUCAGCGCCUAUGACGACUUCGAGAUGGAGGAGGGCGUCAUCGUGGAGUUUGAAGAUUUGGUGGAUGACUCCACCUUCUUCCUCCUGGGGACGCGUUCCGGUCGUUCCCUGAGUGAAGAAAGGUCGGAGCCAGUGGAGCCGUGGUUGCGACAGCCUGAGAUGGGAUGGGAUGAGAGGCCGGGGGGUUCGUGUGGGAAACUCUUGGCGCUGCGACCCCCCUGCGACCACUCGAUUUUUCACCAUUUUAAGUUGACUCCAACAGGGGAUUGGAGAAUCCAGAUGCAGAUUGCCGUGCUUGUUGGAGCAGAACUCUAA
This is a messenger RNA of Cladocopium goreaui, 3633 nucleotides long. The record is from the annotation of a GenBank genome assembly. Lineage: Eukaryota; Dinophyceae; Suessiales; Symbiodiniaceae.